Molecule: messenger RNA, 1375 nt
Organism: Trachemys scripta elegans
Lineage: Eukaryota; Metazoa; Chordata; Testudines; Emydidae
Gene: CYS1
Product: cystin 1
Exons: 3
Coding region: 379-942 (187 amino acids)
Source: RefSeq, a predicted model, not a curated record
ACACACACACAUUCACAUUCACAGCGAGGUUACACCCAGUUGGUUCCUUCUCGAGGGCAAAUUCUUGGGAUUCGCAGCUUCCAAACAGCCGAUUUCCUUUCCGGGCAGCUGGGAGGGCAGGUUCCCUGGCUGCUGCUCCUGUGCUCGCUGGCUGCUACUACUGGACCUACCCCAGGAGGAGUCAGUCGCUUCACUUCUAAGGAAAGGGGGGGGGGCAGGGAGGGGAGAAAGGGGAUCCGGGAUCAGCCUCUCCUGCCCCAGCAGCAGCCAGGAUGCUCCGAGGCAGCGGCAGCAGCUGGCCUGUGGAAUCCCAGCCAGGCGAGUCACCCCGUUAGGAGGCCCCGCCAGCACCCCGCGCCCGGGGGCAGCAGCGGCAGCAUGGGCAGCGGGAGCAGCAGGAGCAGGAGGAAGCGGAGCUGCAGCCCCGGCGCGGAUCGUCCCGGCAGGUGGGGCAGAAGCAGCAGCGCCCCCAGCGGGCAGGGCGAGGAGGCCAAGGGGAGCCAGGCGCCCGCCCCCACGGAGCUGCCCAGCAGUAGCCGGCGGCGGCCGCAGCCGGGCGGGCCGGCGGAGGACUCGGACUGGGAGCUACUGGAGGAGGUGCUGGCUGAGUGCGAGGAGCCGGGGGCGCUGUUCCCCACGGCCCGGGGUCCGGCUGCCCCCAUCCCGGGCCCGCCCCGCCGAGGGCCCGCCGGGGACUCCUGGGCCGGCCACGACCGGCACCCAGGGGCGGUGGCAGCAGGGAGCGGCCGGGGCAGCGGUGCCGCCGGAGGGGACCAGCCGGCCUCCUUAACAAGAAGCACACAGGACCCAGAGAACAACAACUCCUCCGCCAGUGAGUUUCCAGUCAGAAGUAACAAGAAGCCCGAGAUGCAAUCCCCCAUAUCGUACGAUUACUCUGAAGAAGAGCUCAUGGCCAGUAUUGAACGAGAGUACUGCCGCUGAGAGCCAGUGCUGUAUGAUCAGAGCUGACAGUGGCACAUAUGAGCAAGGGUUCUGCCAACAAAAUAACCCCUCACACAGUGAGAUUGUUCUGAGGAAAUGGAAAAGACGAGAAUGAAAUGAGAGAGAAUGUUACCACGCAGGAGGCUGUUAGUAUUGUAGGACUUCGAAAAAUUCCUCUUUGGCAAGUGCUGAGCAAGAGCACUGAUUAACGAAGGAACCCUCACUGACCAGUGAAUAAAAGCAAUGCGGUGGGGAAAAAAUAAGAUCUCAUUACAUUCCUCUUGUAAAUGAAUAUUUAAAAGCCAGUUUCCAAGUAAUACUUAUGUAUGAAGUCUUAAAUGUAUUGUAAGGUUGAGAUGUGCCAUUCUGACAGAGUGAUUUCAGUCAGAAAAGUGCAGCAAAUCAUUUGAAUAAAUACUUACUUGAUAGGAUA